Molecule: messenger RNA, 360 nt
Organism: Cricetulus griseus (Chinese hamster)
Lineage: Eukaryota; Metazoa; Chordata; Mammalia; Rodentia; Cricetidae
Source: RefSeq, a predicted model, not a curated record
AUGGUGUCCAAAGAGCAACAAGUCAUAAAAGAUCUUGCUGUGCAGAAUGACGAAAAAGAUGAGGGAAGGGAGGCCUCCCAGCAAAGUGAAGAAGAAUCCCACCACUUGGACGAGGUUGAAAACAAGAAGCCUGGAGGAAAUGUCAGAAGGGGGGGAUGAGUCAGGCAACUUGUGCCCAAUUUUCUAUGGGCCAUACCAAACAGACAUGUUAAUCCCAAUGAAGGGGGAGAGGAUGUUGGGAAGUUUGUAGGGCAGGUGAGGGAAAUCAAGAGAAAGACUAAGGAGCAGCAGAUGAGGCCUUAUGGGUGUUUCCAAACACCGGAGCCAGACAAUCACUACGGCUUUUGCCUCAUACCUUAA